AACAAGAUCACCAUCAGCAAUGACAAGGGCAGGCUGAGUAAGGAGGAGAUUGAGAGGAUGGUGCAGGAUGCGGAAAAGUACAAGAAUGAGGAUGAAGCCCAGCGGGAAAGGAUCGGAGCCAAGAACAGUUUGGAGUCCUACGCCUUCAACAUGAAGAGCACAGUGGAGGAUGAGAAUGUGAAAACUAAGAUCAGUGAGGGAGACCGGAAGAAAAUUCUUGAGCAAUGUAACCAGGCAAUCCUGUGGUUGGAGAACAACCAGACGGCAGACAAGGAGGAGUUUGAGUACCAGCUGAAAGAACUGGAAAAGCUGUGCUGUCCCAUCAUUGCCAACCUGUACCAAGGAGGAGCAGCAGCAGCAGGUGGUUCUUGCAGAGCCCAGGCUGGAUGUGCCACUUCCACAGGACCAACAGUGGAGGAGGUGGAUUAAAAGACAAAGGAACUUUGCUUCAGUGACUUGUGUUAAAUGUUGCCUGGAUGGUUGCACUGCUUAUGCUCCUUAUGGAUAAUGCAGUGGAGUUAUUCAAUAUUUACCUCAUGAGACUUUGGUUCCAGUUGGAAGGAAGGAACUUUUUUUUUCAUGUCUGUAUGAUGCAGGUUCCUUCAGCACUUUAUUUGAUUGUAUUUUGAUCUAUGCUGUUGUGAUUUUUAUUGAAACUUGUUGGAGGAUAUGAGUUUUUUUUUUUAAGUGAACUUCAAAACCUGAAUGCCUUCAAUAAACUUGCUUUUAAAAUUCA
Messenger RNA from Chiloscyllium plagiosum (whitespotted bambooshark), 736 nucleotides. RefSeq names its product heat shock 70 kDa protein 1B-like. NCBI's taxonomy places the organism in Eukaryota, Metazoa, Chordata, Chondrichthyes, Orectolobiformes, Hemiscylliidae. The record is from RefSeq and is a predicted model, not a curated record. Gene Ontology annotation, molecular function: ATP binding; ATP-dependent protein folding chaperone.